AUGGAGCCCUUCUCUUUUGCGAGUUCCGAGGCAGUCCACUAUCCCGUCAAAGUCCGCAUAAUCAACCUCGAAGGCGAUGAGACUCCUUAUCUCUUCUCCACGCUCCUCGAGAAGCCGGAGCUUCGUCAUAUUGGGUCCAACACAAGCCCUCACUCGGACCUCUAUGUCACGGUGCAAGUCUGGGCAGGCUCGAAGCCCCUGACCGUUCCGGUACAGACAGCAUACAAAGCUUUCAGGACGGAACGGAAAUGGAACGAAUGGCUGACACUGCCGAUCAACUACUCCAACCUGCCAAUCAACUCGUGCCUCGCCGUCACAGUAUGGGAUCUGUCGCCAACCGGGGGCAACAACGCCCAGGGACAUGCAAUACCUUUCGGCGGGACCACCUUGCCCCUAUUCGACAAGGACAACCAGCUCCAUAAAGGCCGGCAAAAAUGUCAUGUUCACAGACACAAGCUUGCCGACGGCAAUGACAACACGAAUACACCUGCAGUGGUAGGGAAAAAGAAGACGGGAAGGAAAGGCGAGGUUGUCGUGGUCGAUAAGGACGCUGAAGAGAUGGACCGUAUGGAGAUACUCUUCAAGAAACACGAAAUGGGCGAGAUAGCAAAGGUGGACUGGCUCGAUCAGCUUGUCUUCCGCGGCUUCGAGAAGCGCAACCUGCAGGUUGCGAAAGCGUCCGUCAAGGACUUGGAGCGACAGCGAGCACACAAAGGCGCGGCUGGAGACAGUAAUGAAAGUGACGCAAAAGAUGUGGAACUAGAUGUAGACUCUAGUCCUGGUCCGUCCAAGUUCACGCUCAACGUGGAGCUUCCUCGUUUCGACUUCCCAGUCGUCUUUGCCGACCACGAGUAUGCUCCGCCACCAAUAUCCUCGCUACAACACCUCUCCGGCUCGCAGUCCAACAUUCAGCUCAAACCGCCCCCGGAAGUCAUGUACGGCCCCGGUAUUGACGGAGUGGGUGUAUCAGAUGGAGUGGGUAGUCGACUCGUUCGCGUAUAUGACCCAGAGGUCGGUCAGAGAGACAACCCAGCCGAGAGCAAGCACAGGCGGCUCGUCCGAAGCCAACACAGGCACGGUAUAUUGGACAAAGAUCUCAAGCCGAACGCGAAGACGCGGGACGAGCUCAACAAUAUCAUGGAGUACUCCCCAACACAACCAUUGUCCCCUGAGGAAAAGGAUCUCAUAUGGAAAUUCCGGUAUCACUUGAACCGCGACAAGCGAGCACUUACCAAAUUUGUCAAGUCCGUCAACUGGCAAGACCAGAGCGAAGCAAAACAAGCCGUCCAGGUCCUCGGAAGGUGGACAGAUAUCGACGUGGACGAUGCUUUGGAACUGCUCGGCCCGACAUUCGACAAUGCCACUGUGCGAGCGUAUGCAGUCAGACGAUUACACAAGGCGGACGAUGACGAGCUUCUGCUCUACCUUCUCCAGUUGUGCCAGGCCCUCAAGUUCGAGCAGAUAUCUCCCGAGUCUGACCAGGAAGUCACGCAAGAUUCAUCAUUGGCCCGAUUCCUGAUAUCCCGAGCGGUCAGCAACUUCAUACUCGGCAAUUACUUUUACUGGUACCUCAUGGUGGAAUGCGAUGAUGUUAGCGACGACCAAACACCUGAAAUCCGGAAGAUGUUCCAAAAAGUGGCCUUCGACUUCAUGGCUGAACUCGAAAAGCGCUCUGACGGGAAGGAAAAGAGGAAAAUGCUUUUGCGGCAAGCCGAAUGGAUCGCGAUUCUAUCGAGAAUAUCCAUCGAGAUCAAGGAAUCGAACGAGUCAAUACCUCGAAGGAUAGACCGAGUGAAGCAUUUCCUGGCUGAUCCCAAGAACGAGCUGAUAACUAUAGAUCCACCCUUGCCAUUACCGCUCGAUCCGUCCGUCAAGAUCGUGGGCGUUGCGCCGCAGGAAACGGUCGUUUUCAAGUCAUCCCUCCACCCUAUCAAAGUGUCCUUCAAGACCACCACAGGGCAGAACUACCCCAUCAUCUUCAAGACGGGAGACGAUUUGCGGCAGGAUCAGCUGGUCAUUCAGAUCAUCACGCUUAUGGACCAACUUCUCCAAAAAGAAAACCUGGACCUUAAGCUUACCCCUUAUAAGAUCCUCGCUACAAGCACCAGCGCGGGUCUGUCCCAGUUCGUCCCGUCGAUGCCCUUCCAGAACAUUGUUACCAAAUACAAGAACGCCCCCGUUCUCGCCUAUCUCAAGCAGAAUAACCCCGACGACAAGGCGCCCCUCGGCCUAAGAAAAGAGACUUUGGACACGUUUGUGAGAUCGUGCGCCGGAUACUGCGUCAUCACGUACAUCCUGGGCGUCGGUGACCGACAUUUAGACAACCUCCUCCUCGCUCCUGAUGGUCAUUUCUUUCACGCUGAUUUCGGCUUCAUCCUGGGCCGCGACCCGAAGCCCUUUGCGCCAGCUAUGAAGAUCUCGAAGGAGAUGGUCGAAGCCAUGGGAGGCACAAACAGCGACCAGUACCGCCAGUUCACACAAUACUGCUACCUAGCGUAUGCUGCGCUGCGGAAGUCGAGCAACCUGAUCCUCAACCUGUUCAGCCUGAUGGUCGACGCGAACAUUCCAGACAUCAAGCUCGAGCCGGACAAGGCGGUCGUCAAGGUCAAGGAGAGGCUGCAGCUGGAGCUCAACGAGGAGAAUGCGCUGCGUCAUUUGGCGAGGGUGAUUGACGAUAAUCUCUAUGCGUAUGCGCCGGUGAUGAUAGAUCGUUUGCAUGCCAUGACACAGGCAUUCAGAGCCUAA
Molecule: messenger RNA, 2745 nt
Organism: Diaporthe amygdali
Lineage: Eukaryota; Fungi; Ascomycota; Sordariomycetes; Diaporthales; Diaporthaceae
Product: phosphatidylinositol 3
Exons: 2
Coding region: 1-2745 (914 amino acids)
Biological process (GO): phosphatidylinositol-3-phosphate biosynthetic process; phosphatidylinositol-mediated signaling; autophagosome assembly
Cellular component (GO): endosome; phosphatidylinositol 3-kinase complex, class III, type I; membrane
Molecular function (GO): 1-phosphatidylinositol-3-kinase activity
Source: RefSeq, a predicted model, not a curated record